This is a messenger RNA of Carcharodon carcharias (great white shark), 1113 nucleotides long. It is a transcript of the gene htr1fa, whose product is annotated as 5-hydroxytryptamine (serotonin) receptor 1Fa. Lineage: Eukaryota; Metazoa; Chordata; Chondrichthyes; Lamniformes; Lamnidae. The record is from RefSeq and is a predicted model, not a curated record. Bases 1 to 1113 code for a protein of 370 amino acids. The transcript has a single exon. Gene Ontology annotation, cellular component: plasma membrane. Gene Ontology annotation, biological process: adenylate cyclase-activating adrenergic receptor signaling pathway. Gene Ontology annotation, molecular function: G protein-coupled serotonin receptor activity.
AUGGAUUUGGAAAAUGGGACUUACUCCAACUUUACAAUAGAAGAACUGGUAAAGGGAAAAACUUCCAAAGUGCUGAUAUCACUUUCACUCUCUGUCUUGACUAUUAUGACCACAGUUAUUAAUUCUCUGGUGAUAAGCGCAAUUAUUGUAACAAGAAAGCUCCACCACCCUGCAAACUAUCUAAUAUGCUCCCUCGCUGUUACUGAUUUACUUGUUGCUGUUCUUGUGAUGCCCUUCAAUAUUAUUUACACUGUAAAGGAGACGUGGGUGAUGGGUCAAGUUGUCUGCAACAUCUGGUUAAGUGUUGACAUUACAUGUUGCACAUGCUCUAUUCUUCAUCUGGCUGCAAUUGCCCUGGACCGAUACAGGGCUAUAACUGAUGCUGUGGAAUACGCACAGAAAAGGACACCUAAACGUGCUGGAAUAAUGAUCACAAUUGUGUGGGUCAUAUCCAUCUUUAUAUCAAUGCCUCCUUUGUUUUGGAGACAUCAAGGAAACAAUAAGGAGGACGAGUGUCUUAUUAAGCAUGAGCAUCUUGUUUACACAAUUUAUUCUACAUUUGGAGCAUUUUAUAUUCCAUUGGCUUUGAUUCUCAUUCUGUACUAUAAAAUAUAUAGAGCAGCUAAAACACUUUAUCACAAAAGGAGUGCAAGCAGGCAAAUCAAUGAGGAAGUAAAUGGCAAGAUGUCCAGCAUUACUGUCAAAAGUCCCAGGGCGCCUUCAACUGUGUGCACGUCUGAAAAGUCCAUUUCAGACCCUUCAGCAAUUGAAGAAGGAGAAAAAAUCCACAUCACAGCCAGAAGUCUCAACCCCAGUAGUUGCCAGCAAGAAAAAAUGUGGAAGAGACAUAAAAUCUCAAGCACAAGAGAAAGAAAAGCAGCAACCACCUUGGGUUUGAUUUUGGGGGCAUUUGUGAUAUGCUGGUUACCAUUCUUUCUGAAAGAACUUAUUGUGAAUGUCUGUGAAUCCUGUUAUAUCUCUCCAGAGAUGACCGACUUUCUGACAUGGUUAGGUUACCUCAAUUCUUUAAUCAAUCCCCUUAUUUACACAAUCUUCAAUGAAGACUUUAAGAAAGCAUUUCAGAAACUAGUACACUGCAGACAGUUUCUGUAA